AUGAGCAAUGACAGGCAGACUUUGGAGGCCCACUCUACAUUAAUUUUGAGAUGUGGUAUCAGCGAAGCUGAGCCCAAAGAACUGACAUUUGCCAAUAAUAAUCCUACUACACUCCAGGCUCCCGUACCAGUGCGGGUGCUCAAUCAUUUAAAACAAGCAGAAAACUACUGGGUCAGGAUAGUUCAAAAAGAAUUUGCAGAAGACUGGGAAAAAAGAUUUACAAGGCUGGGACCCAGAAAAAAUAUAGACGAAAUCAUUGUUGUUGGGGAGAGAAUAAGUAACUGGCUAAAGGCUAACUGGAAUCAAGAUGAGUUUGUACUGCUCUCAAGAUUACACCCAUUCACUAGACUUUACAUACAGAAUUUACAUAGCAUUGACCAUGGAGGUGUAGAUUUAACACUAGCCAAACUUCAGAGUAAAUUCUGGGUACCAGGAGCACGCAGAGUAAUUAAAUCAGUCAAGGAGAAAUGUGUAACUUGUAGAAAAGUAGACAAACUAAGAAUGGAACAGAAAAUGGGACAGCUUCCAGACAAGAGGCUAAAACCUUCCCCAGCAUUUUAUAACACAUCUGUAGAUUUAUUUGGCCCAUUUCUUAUAAGAGAUACUGUAAAACGAAGAUCUAGAGCAAAAGUAUACGGAGUAAUAUUUACAUGUUUUACUAGUCGUGCUGUCUACAUUGAUCUGACAGAAGGUUAUGACACAGACAGUUUCUUGAGCACAUUUCGUCGAUUUGUUUCCAUACGAGGAUAUCCUCACACCAUUCAAUCUGACAUCGGCACACAACUAAUGGCUGCUAAUAAAGAAAUUAGGAAAAUGACUGAAAAAUGGAGCAUUUCUCAAAUAUCCAAGUUUGGUUCACACCAAGGAACAACAUGGUCCUUUAACAAAUCAGCAGAUGCGCCAUGGCAGAAUGGUGUUUGUGAAGCCCUGAUCAAGUCAGUGAAGAGAUUACUAGUGAUAGUAGUUGGGGAAAAUGUGUUGAGUUUUAGUGAAUUACAGACAGUGAUGUUUGAAGUAGCAAAUCUAUUAAAUGAGAGACCUAUUGGUCUGAAACCUGGUUAUAACAUAGAUUUGGGAUCCUAUUUGUGUCCUAAUGAUUUGUUACUUGGUAGGGCAAGUAAUAAAGUUCCUAGUGGACCCAUGAUAAAUGCAGCUGAUGUGAAAAAACGAUUUAGUCUUAUUCAAAGUAUUGUGACCACAUUUUGGAAACGGUGGAUGCGGGACUACUUCCCCACAUUAAUAGUUAGACAAAAAUGGCAUGCUGAACAAAGAAAUUUGAAAAGGGGUGACAUUGUACUAGUUCAGGACAAUGAACUAAUUAGAGGAAAUUGGAAGUUAGCACAAGUCUUUCGAGCUGAUGCUGGUAAAGAUGGCAGAAUCAGAGAUGUGGUACUAAGAUACAAAUCAUCUGGUGGUAGCAAUCAGUAUGAAGGAAAAGGGGAUAUAUUGAUCAACAGGUCUGUGCAUCGACUUGCACUAAUUCUUCCCAUUGAAGAUCAGUGA
Messenger RNA from Penaeus monodon (black tiger shrimp), 1503 nucleotides. RefSeq lists its product as uncharacterized. The coding region runs from base 1 to 1503 and encodes 500 amino acids. Gene Ontology annotation, molecular function: nucleic acid binding. Gene Ontology annotation, biological process: DNA integration. The transcript is spliced from 4 exons. The record is from RefSeq and is a predicted model, not a curated record. NCBI's taxonomy places the organism in Eukaryota, Metazoa, Arthropoda, Malacostraca, Decapoda, Penaeidae.